Molecule: messenger RNA, 627 nt
Organism: Egretta garzetta (little egret)
Lineage: Eukaryota; Metazoa; Chordata; Aves; Pelecaniformes; Ardeidae
Gene: SDSL
Product: serine dehydratase like
Exons: 6
Biological process (GO): L-serine catabolic process; L-threonine catabolic process
Molecular function (GO): threonine deaminase activity; L-serine ammonia-lyase activity
Source: RefSeq, a predicted model, not a curated record
AUGGGCGAUGCUCGGGGGAACGCAGGUCUGGCAGCGGCAUACGCGGCCAAGAAGCUGGGGUUGCCAGUCACCGUCGUGGUCCCCAGCACCACCGGCCUCGCCACCGUGCGCAAGCUGGAGGAGCUGGGGGCGGAGGUGGAGGUGUGGGACGAAGCCAACAGGAGAGCCCUGGAGUUGGCACAGACCGAGGGCUGGGUCAGCAUCCACCCCUUCGACCACCCCUUAGUGUGGCAGGGUCACGCUGGCCUGGUCCGGGAGCUGAAGGAUUCACUGGAGACCAAACCGGACGCCAUCCUGCUGGCAGCGGGGGGCGGGGGGCUGCUGGCAGGCGUCGUGGCUGGCCUGCAGCAGGUGGGCUGGCAGGAUGUCCCCAUGCUAUGUGUGCAAUGAGUUGGCGGGUCUCAGCGCAGCUCUCUGAAGGGCCCUGGGACCACCCUGACCGCCUUCCUCCCCUCCUGUCCCAGCGUGGCCAAGUGCCUGGGAGCCAAGAUGGUGGCGGCGCGGGCGCUGGAAUGUGCCCAGGAGUGCCAGGUCAUCUCCCAGGUGGUGGAGGACACGGAGGCUGUGCGAGCUGUGGAGCAGUUCCUGGAUGAUGAGAGGAUGAAGAGCCAGCUGGGGCUGCAGUGA